CGACGCCCUGGCGCCUGCCGCUCCAGCGCACCGAGGCCUCGCGGCCCCCGCCGAGGCCGUCUCCGAGACCUCGCGGCACAUGGGCGGGCUCAGCGUGCGCCGGGCGGAGGCGGAGCAGCGCGUCCAGCGCGCGCUCACGAAGGGCGACCUGGGCGGCGAUUGGAGCCUGCUGCGCAUGUCCCCGGACAGGCUGGCCGUGCAGCAGGACCUCGUCGCUGCGCGCAGCGCACCGCGGAUUCUGGCCCUCUGCUCCGAGGCAGAGGUGGCCAGCAUGGACCCCGUCAAUCUGGCGACGGCGGUCUACCGCCUCGCCAAGCUGGAGAGGGGGUCCCGUUCGCAGCUGGUGGCCUACGAACGCUUUGACCAUCUGCUCGGCGCCCUGUCCGCACGCCUCGGGGACCUCGACCCGCACGGCAUGGUCAACGUCCUCUGGGCCCUGGGCCAGCUCGAGCUGUCCCCCGCCUGGCUUCCGGCGCUCAUCGACCUGUGCCGCGAGAGGCACUCGGCCUUCUCGAUGCGCGACCUCAGCGCCACGCUGUCUUGCCUGGCGCAGUCGCACGGCCUCCACGCCUCCCCUGAGGCCCAAGCCCUUCAGACCGCGGUGGUCGACUCCAUGCGUGAGCGUGCCGGGGAGCUCGAGACGCCCACGGACUUGGUCAUUGCGGCCGCUGCGUUCUCCCGGCUGGGCGUUCGCGACGAGCCCUUCUUCGCGCGCAUGGCCGAGCAGGCCACAGAGCUGGCGGAUGCAUUCGACAUGCCGGACGUCGCCUCGAUCCUGUGGGCGUUCGCAAACUUGAACUUCAGCCAUGGGGUAAUGUUCGGUAGGUUCCGGCAGCUGCUGGAGCAGCAGGUCGAGCAGUGCAGCCCGAGGGAGCUGGUGCAGAUAUCGUGGACGUACUCGCGCGUUGGGCUCGCGGACAGCGACCUGCUGAUGGGCGUGUUUGCACCGGUCAUUCGGGCGCGCAUGCUGGAGUUCGACGCCCCACGCGACCUGUGCACCCUGGCGUGGACCUUCAGCAACGCUGGUGUGGUGGACGAUGGCUUCUUCAAGGACCUCGGCCACGUUCUCUCCGCCAAGGUGAAGUUCAUGAGCGCUCAUGACAUCUCCACCGUGGUGGUCGCAUUUGCGAGCAUCGAGUACGCGCACCGAGGCCUCUUCCGGGCCAUGCAGAAGCACAUGAAGUCAAUUAUCCACAGCUUCUCAGCGCUCCAGUUGGCCAGAACUAUAUAUGGUUUGGGUGCUGCUGGCGUCGACGACGAGACCCUAUUCCGCAUUCUUUGCGAGCGGGUGCUGAUGCAGCAGCACCUGCUGCACCCAAAAAAUGUUGUAGAGACACUGGUAGGUCUCGCCGAGGCCGAAUACACACCGAAGCGGGUCAUCCGGGCAUUGCUCUCGGACUCGGACCAGCUGCUGCGGCGCUGGAAGGCCGAGGACGCCGUCCAGGUGCUGCACGUCUUCUCCAGGCUCCCCACCGACGUGCUCGAGGCCACGCGCGGGCCUGAGAUGGUGGACGGGCUCCUCGGCACGGUCCGGCGCGCCGUCCAGGGCUGGUGGCGUUACGAGGCGCGCCAGAUGGCGGACUUGCUGGAGGCGCUGCAGGGCCUCGGCGUGGCCGACGCGCUGCUGCUCGAGAGCGUGUGCCGCCAGCUGCCGCGGGCCCUGCGCGCGGACCGCUGCUCCGACAGCUGCUUCCUGCGCGUGCUUGGCGCGCUGGCCGAGUUGCCCGAGGCUGGCCGCGGCGUCGUGAGGGCCCAGCUGCACCGUCGCCUGAAGCUGCAGAUGCUGCUCGACGAGCGCAUCACGUCCGCGGCGCACGGCCCCGCGGCCGCCGGCACGGACCUGCGCACCGCCGCCCUGCUCGCCUACGCCUGCGCGCGCCUCGGCUUCGACGGCCCCUCCGCGCGCGACCUCGCCUCGGCGCUGGGCGCCGCGCUGGCGCCUGCCGCCGAGGGCGACGGCACCGCCGAGGUGGCGGCGGAGAGCUGGGCCGCCCUGCUGGCUUGGGCGCUCGCCGAGAUGGGCUGGGAGCCCGCGCUCGCGGCGCGGCUUGCGCCAGCGGCCCUCGCCGCGGGCGCGAGCCGUGUCGAUGCGGGCGGGGAGGACGCCCACGACGCGGCGGCGCGCCUGCGCCUGGUGUGGGCCUGCACCGCCCUCGGGGCCCCGCUGCGCGCUGCCACGCUGCAGGAGGCGCGCGCGCUCUUCGAUGCGCUUCCGCCCCAGGCGCGCGGCGAGGCGGCCAGGCUCGCCGCGGCGGUGGCGCUGCAGGGCGCGCUUGCGGCCCCGACGCGCGCCGAAGGCGAGGCGUGGCUGCGGAGCUUCGACAGGGCGGCGGGCGCCCGGGCAGCGCCAGCGCGGGCCAGCUGGGGGGGCCACCUGGACGAGGAGGAGCGGUGCCUUGACGCCGUGUCUGGGGCGCUGGUCCGCCUGCGGAUGCCCCACGAGCGCUCCCACGGCGUCGCACAGGCGCUGCGGGUGCACUGCGCGUUUCCGCAGGCGCGGCUGGCGCUGUGGCUGCUGGGCCCUGGAGACCUGGCGGUGUGGUCGCGGCAGCCGCUCGGCUCCGUGUUGCUGCGGCUGCGGCAGCUGGAGGCGCUGGGCUGGCGGUGCCCCACGCUCGCGCAGCACGAGGCCCGCGCGGCCGAGCGCGCGGGGACUCUGGACGAGCUGCUGCGCGACCGGCUUGACGAGCUGCUGCGCGCCCGGCUUGACGACGUCAGUGGGCUGCGCUGCGAGAGCGCCGGCGUUGGUCCCGUGUCCGUGGCGUGUUGAGCCGCCGCUUGCCGUGCCGUGCGCUGGUCAGGGGAG
This is a messenger RNA of Prorocentrum cordatum, 2806 nucleotides long. The record is from the annotation of a GenBank genome assembly. NCBI's taxonomy places the organism in Eukaryota, Dinophyceae, Prorocentrales, Prorocentraceae.